Molecule: messenger RNA, 1135 nt
Organism: Suillus discolor
Lineage: Eukaryota; Fungi; Basidiomycota; Agaricomycetes; Boletales; Suillaceae
Exons: 4
Coding region: 220-972 (250 amino acids)
Source: RefSeq, a predicted model, not a curated record
UUAUUCGCUGGCAAUAACAUUCAUCAUGCAUCUCCUUCAAAGUGAUACCCUGCUGAGCGCUGAGGCCUUGUACAACUUUACAUAAAUCCGGUUUCCUUGGCUCUGUUGUUUUCAUGCUUCUCAUCGUGACCUCGUCAAGACGUUCUCAACACGGAACAAGCACCUCAUAGUAUUUUAUAUACGCGAUGUCCACUGGCAGCCGGUUUCACUCACAGCACCAUGGGUAACCGUCCCUCUAUAUUCGUGCGCACGCCUCAAGAGCAUCUAGAGCACAUGUGGAAAAAUCCUAGUCCACUCGCAUAUUCCUGUCCACCUAGACACGUCCGCGUUUACCUCCUUCCAGAAUGGACUCAAGGUAAAAAUCCGAUGAAGGAGCCAUGGGCUGCGCUAAAAAACGACUUUGCGCUCGAACCUACGGGCGAGUUGAGUUUGAAGAAAGUGAAGGGUAAGUGGGCCCUGGAGCGGUGUUCGGCGAUCGAUCUGGAGAGAAUGCAGCCGUUUGAGGAGAAGUGUAAGGGGAGAUUGUCCCCACUUGCCUUAAAAGUGUUGGCUGAUUCGAAGGGUGUUGUUUGGAUGUACGAACCAACGCCCUCUGAAGACACCGUAUCCAUACGCGCAGACCGCCUACGGAUUGUGCGGCAGUACGAUGCUGCGGUCGAACGCGUUAUGGAAGCGACGUUAGGUCGCAUAUCAAAACUUCUCGAUAAUGGGGUAGUGGGAGAAAGCGUAUCUCAUCACUACCCCGAAUACUCUGGUGCUGACCCAGGCAUUCCCGACGUGCCGCAGGAAGCACACAGCAAAGAAGCAUCGAUCAAGGGGAACGUUGGGGAGGCCGAAGGUAGCAAAACAAGCGCAACUCUAUAUCAACAGCAACGACAACUUAUAUUCUUUGCGGCGCUUUUGUUCUUAUUUUAUUCUGGCGCGCUGGGUCGAUAUGCUCAAUUCGGGAGGGAUCUUGCGUUUGGGUGGUGAGCAUUUGAUUGACAGUUUUUUUACUGAUAACCAUGCCUGUAUGUCCUUCCUCGUAUUCACUAUGCAUUCUUUUCAUGCCUCAUGAUUUACUACUACCGCAUAUUUAAUUGGUCCACUUGUAAUUUUGAAAUGUUGUUCUAUGCGCAAUUUUUUCUUGACACCA